Molecule: messenger RNA, 862 nt
Organism: Setaria italica (foxtail millet)
Lineage: Eukaryota; Viridiplantae; Streptophyta; Magnoliopsida; Poales; Poaceae
Exons: 1
Coding region: 116-484 (122 amino acids)
Source: RefSeq, a predicted model, not a curated record
GCGUCUUCCAAUCACCAAUCUUUUCGCCCAGACCGCACACGAAGUGAAAUCCUCUGCUAAGUUCACAAGAAGAUUCGGCGUUCCGGCGGCCGGAGUUUCCGCGAUCAGGCAGCAGAUGGGGAACUGUCUCGAGACGUCUCGUCGCGGUCGCUCCGGUGGCGGAGGUGGCUCCGUGCAUUACUCCAAGACGAACCCCGUGUGGGUGGAGGAGGAAGUGGGGAGGAAGGAGGAGGAGGAGGAGGAGGCGCGUAAGGGCGAGAGCGCGCCGGCAGCGGGGGCAGCGGCGACGGAGGUGAAGAUCCGGAUCACGAGGAAGCAGCUGGAGGAGCUGCUGCGGCGCGUAGAGGAUGGCAAGGAAAGCGGCGACGGCGUGCCGGUCCGGGAUGUCAUCUCGGAGCUCCUGUACGUGGCCAGCACCAGCUCCAACUUCCGGCACAGGGAUGAGGGGCAGUGGCGGCCGUCGCUGCAGAGCAUACCCGAGUGAGAUCGAAUCCAUCCAACCUGUUGCUGCAUCUACAGCAACACUUCCAGCAUGAUGUCUUAUCGUUGCCUCCUACAGUCCUAUAAUCCUAUUGCGUUAAUACUAUCCUAGCAAGAGCAUACUCCGUAGUAUUCAUUGGGUGUCCAUUUGUUCAGGUCUUGGAUCAAGACAUGAGCUUGCGAUAGGCUAUGUAGAGAGUGAAUUAAAACUUGUGCUUAGUUGAGUAGUGCAUGUGAAUUUAGCAACUAGUAGCUAGGAGUACAUAGGAGGGCCUUUUCCAUUGCUUGCGGUGUAUGAUUUUGGAUAUUGGGGUUGCACAAUUGUGUACAUAGUACUGUUGUUAUAUUCAGUUUGCUCCUGUGUCGGCUAUCUUGGUUCUUC